Molecule: messenger RNA, 2387 nt
Organism: Beta vulgaris subsp. vulgaris (sugar beet)
Lineage: Eukaryota; Viridiplantae; Streptophyta; Magnoliopsida; Caryophyllales; Amaranthaceae
Product: myb family transcription factor PHL6
Exons: 8
Coding region: 689-2062 (457 amino acids)
Molecular function (GO): DNA binding; DNA-binding transcription factor activity
Source: RefSeq, a predicted model, not a curated record
CUGUUUUAUGUGUGGAUGUGUGAGUUUCUCUCUCCUCACCUAUAUGGCUAUAUGGCCCUUUUCUCUCUUUCUCUCUGCUGAUUUCAUCUGUAAAAACCUUACCCUCUAAAAAAAUCUUCCCUUUUCCGAUCUGUAAAUUUCUCACUUGGGAAGUUUUAAAGUUAUAAACUCACCAUUUUCAUGUACCUCUUUUUCUGGGUUUUUCAGGAAAGAUGAUAUACUGGUUCCAAGGUUUUAGGAAAAAAUGCUGCGUACUAGACAGUUUUUUGAGUACAAGUAGAAGAGCGGUCUUGUAAUAGCAUUGUGCAUGUUUUGCUGAUUCACAGAUGGACCCAAGUCAGUAGGAUGGAGAAUGCUGAUACGGAAACAAACCAUAUUGUUGGUUGCUAACUACAUGAGUAUAGUCUUCUCACAGGAAAUCCAAGGGCACACUUUUGGUUCAGUUAGCAACUGCUGAUUAUGUUUUCACACUUGUGCAUUUUCAUGCCCUUGUCUAUUUGACAAUCAUAUGUAGCUAACAACUCCAGGGUUCUACACUGCUCACUCCUCGCAUUCUGUCUACCAAGCCAAUUGUACGGUGCUUGCAAACCUUUUGUGUACGGUUAAAUCACAGCAUAGGAAGAAGUAUACUGUAACAUAAUCAGCAUCUGUCAUAUGUGGUGGAUGAACAGAAUUAAACAGAAUCUACAUGAUGAAUCACUCUAGUAGGACAUCCUUGACUGCAAGUGAAUCUAGUAAAGGAGUUACUGCUUAUUGUCAUGCACUUCCCCCUCUUGACUUCUCAUGUGUUGAAGAAUGUGAAGGAUCAAUGUCAAGUGAGUCUUCAUAUCCUUUCUUAAAGCAAUCAGGAAAACUGAGACCCCCUCCUGGACCAAGUAACAUACUCUCGUCUAGUUUUGACAGCUGUCUUAAAAGUGCACCUUCUCGUUCUUCUAUGUUCUGCACAAAUCUGUAUUUAUCAUCUUCAACGAGUUCAGAAGCCCAAAGGCAGCUUGGGAAUCUUCCAUUUCUUCCAAAUCCCUCUACGCCUCGAUUAACAAAGACCCAAUCGCUUCUACAUGAUGAUUUUGACAGUCUAUGUGAGCAAAAGCACUCAGAAGAUUCAUUUAGAGAUUUUUUUAAUUAUCCUGGAAGCAUGUCUGAUGGUGACUUUGAUGACGUUAAUUGUGGAAGUGACUCUAUGGGAUUUUCGGAGCAGUUGGAGCUACAAUUAUUGUCUGACGAACUACACUUAGCUAUAACUGACAGCGGAGAAAAUCCUGGUAUCGAUGAAAUAUAUGAAGCAUCACCAGUGGCAUCGAAGCCAGGCAUCCCAUCAACAGCAGAGAACAAACCUCAGCCUGUUCCGCCAUCCUUAAAUUCAAUUUCUGGUAACAAGACACCUGAUACUGGUUCUCAUAAGCCAAGGAUGAGGUGGACACCUGAACUCCAUGAACGUUUUGUAGAAGCUGUCAAAAAACUUGAUGGUCCUGACAAGGCAACUCCUAAAGGUGUGUUAAAGCUUAUGAAUGUUGAAGGGAUCACCAUCUAUCAUGUGAAAAGCCACUUGCAGAAAUACCGAUUUGCAAAGUAUACACCAGAGAGAAAGGAAGAGAAGAAGAAUUCUAGUUCAGAAGAGAAAAAGCCACAUUCAAGCACCAAAGAAUCUGAUGCAUUGAAGAAAGGGAGUAUAAAUGAAGCUCUCAGAAUGCAAAUCGAGGUGCAAAAACAGCUGCAUGAACAACUUGAGGUGCAACGAGCACUUCAGGUACGCAUAGAAGAACACGCACGCUACCUGCAGAAGAUCUUAGAAGAACAGCAGAAGGCUCAAAACGCCUUGGUAUCAUCACAGUCCUUGUCAUCAGUUACUAGUGAAGAGCCAGAGGCAGAGCUGUGUCCUGCAUCACCCUCUGAUCUCAGUCCUGGUUCACCACCUAAGCCUGCUGAAUCCAAAACGGAUUCCUCAUCUACAUUGCCAUCAAAGCACACAAAUGAGGACUUUGAACAGAAACCGUGCACGAAGAGGCCUCGCCUCGAUGAUGAAGCUAAGCCUGAUGAGCCUGCUUUGGAGAAUUCUUUAUGACUCAGUGGUAUCUCAGACUUCUAUCUGUCAGUAUUUUUUCUCAUUUCCUGUAUAUAGAUCUGUUUAGGAUGUGGCUAGUUAUUGUAUUUGUAUCUGUUAUUCUUAUGGUAAGGAGGUUGGUCUCAUUUUACACGCAAAGGCGAGUACAAGUUAGGUGAUGGUUCUUAGAAAUGGUUAGUUGCUUAGUAUUCCACUUGGUAGGGUUCUUUGGUUUUUCAUUUCAUUAAUGUAUAUUGCAGCAAGUAGCAAGAAUAAUUCGUGAAGCUUUCUGUUUAUUCAUCAAGUUCAAGCUUUAUGUUUAUUGUUCAUUUCUCCUUAGGUAGUA